AUUUUACUCAUACUACAUAUAGACUGAAUAGAACUGGCUACCGCGCUACUACAUUGUACACGCACCAAAUAUAAGCAUCAUCAUCAUUGUCCGCUAUACACCGUAUUUAUUGAGCUCUAUGUAAAUUUGGACACAUCAUACACGACAACCGUUUUUUCAAAUUAGUUAACACACAUAAAUUAUUUAACAAAAAAAAAGAAAUAUGAUGAAACAAUACAUUUUUGGGAUGGCAUUGCUGUCGCUAAUUUGUUUCGGCGCAGCAUUUAAAGAAGAAGACUGCGAAGUUUGCGUAGCCACAAUUAGAGAAUUCAACGCAACAUUGACAGAAGACAUCAGAUCAAAUCCAAUGAAAAUUGAGGAAGCAUUCAAACAAUACUGUACCACUGCCAAAUCAAAACAACAGAGACUGUGUUACUACUUGGGCGGUUUGGAAAUAUCAGCAACCGGAAUUUUGGGUGAGAUGUCAAAACCAUUGAGUUCGCAUGUGCCACCGCUCAGAGUGUGUGAAAAACUGAAGAGAUUGGACGCUCAAAUUUGUGAUCUGCGUUUCGAAAAACAAAUCGAUUUGUCAGCCGUGGAUUUGAAGAAGCUCAAGGUGCGCGAUCUCAAGAAGAUUCUCAACGAUUGGGACGAGAUUUGUGAUGGUUGUCUUGAGAAGACAGACUAUAUUCGCAGAAUAGAAGAAUUGAAACCAAAAUAUUACAAAGAAACAGCGAAGACAGAGUUGUAGAGCAAUUUUUUUUAUACACAAGAUUGAUAUUUAUAAUAGACAUUUCUUGGUGUUGUUCAGCCGAAAAGGGCCAAACCCCUCUAAAUCAUUUCCAUCAAAUUAAUUUGAACAAAACAAUAGAGAGAAAAAAAAACAUUCAACCAAAAAAAGAAAAAUGAGACACCAGCCAACGCAUCCAGAACUGCUAAAUCAGGUUAUUAACAUAAAAAACAAAACAAAAAGAAAAUGUAUUUAAGAAGAAAGAAGAAAAGGUUAUGAAAAGAACUAGCAAAUAAAUGAAAAUAACAAAUACAAUCAAUUAUUUAUAAAGA
Sitodiplosis mosellana (orange wheat blossom midge) is the source of this 1041-nucleotide messenger RNA. RefSeq names its product mesencephalic astrocyte-derived neurotrophic factor homolog (gene Manf). Lineage: Eukaryota; Metazoa; Arthropoda; Insecta; Diptera; Cecidomyiidae. The transcript has 6 exons. The record is from RefSeq and is a predicted model, not a curated record. Gene Ontology annotation, cellular component: endoplasmic reticulum. Gene Ontology annotation, biological process: neuron projection development; dopaminergic neuron differentiation. The coding region runs from base 203 to 730 and encodes 175 amino acids.